AUGUGGAAGUUGCUGCUGGUAAAAUUAUGGCUAACUCUGACAAUGAUUUGUAUGGGCCACGUAACUUUUACCAACUUGAACUGCAGUUCUUAUAACUCGGAUUACUUGACAUUUCCCACGUGUCGUAUUAAGGCGGUCAAUCGAACUCAUAAGUAUAUUAAUAUCUAUGUGAAAUUCCAUGAACUGCCUAUUAUUAAUAGUUGGGUUAUUGUCAAGUUCAGACGUUUUAAUAAUGGUUACAAGCAAUUCUUUUUCGAUCUUUCCUAUGAUGGCUGCAAGUUCUUGAAGCAACAGAAAAAUAUAAUUGCCCAGGCCUUCUAUAAGACAUUUCAGGGCAGUUCCAAUAUAAAUCAUACGUGCCCUUAUAAUCAUGAUAUCAUCGUAGAUAAACUGUUUUCCGGUGAUCUGGAGAAGGGUUUUGUGAAAUUUUUUCCGAUACCAAGUGGAGCAUAUGCCCUUUACACUGAAUGGAGCACUAACAAUGUUUCUCGAGCUUCGAUUAAAAUUUAUGUAACAGUAACUGAUAAGUAA
Drosophila eugracilis is the source of this 531-nucleotide messenger RNA. RefSeq lists its product as uncharacterized. The coding region runs from base 1 to 531 and encodes 176 amino acids. The record is from RefSeq and is a predicted model, not a curated record. The transcript is spliced from 4 exons. Lineage: Eukaryota; Metazoa; Arthropoda; Insecta; Diptera; Drosophilidae.